Trichoderma breve is the source of this 444-nucleotide messenger RNA. RefSeq lists its product as uncharacterized. The transcript has a single exon. Bases 1 to 444 code for a protein of 147 amino acids. NCBI's taxonomy places the organism in Eukaryota, Fungi, Ascomycota, Sordariomycetes, Hypocreales, Hypocreaceae. The record is from RefSeq and is a predicted model, not a curated record.
AUGGCCUGCACACCACUCAAUGUCUCUCUUCCAGUCGGCGGAUGCAGUAUCGUCAGUUCUGAUCCCACCUCCAUGGUCGCUGCCUUCAAAAAAUGCUGCGGCCCAGCUCCUGUCGUCCAGUACUACACCAACGAUACUAUUGGAUGCGGUGCCUUUUGCCCAAUUGUUUCCAACGGCCCAAAUCGCACUGAAGUUGGAGACUGCCUUUAUGAUGAAAUGGGAAUCAGUGUGUGCACCGGUGACGGGCCAGCUUCACCAAGCGCUCUUUCACGAGUAAGCACGAUGGCCUCGGCGACUGUUUGCGCUGCUUGUGCUGCGACUGCAGCUCCAACAGCUACGAAUGCAGCAACUGGGGUGUAUAAUGGUGAUAUGACUUCGUGGAAGACUGGAAUCACUAUUGGAGCUAUAUUGUUUUCUGGAAUCUUUACUGGUUUCCUACUUUAA